Messenger RNA from Petromyzon marinus (sea lamprey), 7281 nucleotides. It is a transcript of the gene CPM, whose product is annotated as carboxypeptidase M. NCBI's taxonomy places the organism in Eukaryota, Metazoa, Chordata, Hyperoartia, Petromyzontiformes, Petromyzontidae. Gene Ontology annotation, molecular function: zinc ion binding; metallocarboxypeptidase activity. Gene Ontology annotation, biological process: protein processing; peptide metabolic process. The record is from RefSeq and is a predicted model, not a curated record.
CAAACGAUAGCUCAACUAAGUGGCCCAUCACGUGGAAAUUUAUAUCAGCCAAAUAAUUUUGAUUCUAAAUGUGGAGUUGGCAGGUGCCUCUUUCCGAUAUGUGCUGGGUAAUGGAACGUUUCCUACGUUAUCGACCGGGACAAACGACAAUAAUGCCCUCCGCAAUAAGUGAACUAGCCACGUGGUAAUUGUUGUCCAACUGUUUGUUGCAGUCACGGUUUUUAUUUGGUCAACAUUGGUGGAGCGGUACCCUCAGAUUAUACUUCCAACAACUAGCAUGGCUGGACGAGUUUUCAGAUUUUAAAACGAAGAGGUCCUUACUCAAGACAAUAAAUACCGUUACACUGUCACCCUGCGGUACAGUCCAUUAUUUGAUUUAUAUGAAUGUAAAGAGCUUGACAGCUCAUCGGAUUCCUCCAGCCUUGACGCUCAGAAAUACGUAAACAACCGCAUUGCGUGUCCGUGCUACUAUUUCAACUCGCGCCUUCAAAUUCCGGCAGCCGCGAUCACAUUUACCACUCUGCUUAAGCACGCCCGGGCGGUCGCCCCCCCCCCCCUUGUUUAACGUCGCUCGACCAAUGGGAGGUGGCGUAACGGAAGCGGCUUCGUUGCGGGCGACGUAACGCGCUCGCUGAUUGGUCCUCCCCCCCCCCCCGUUGGGACAACACGACCUGCAUAUUAAUGAGGCAGAGGGGGGGGCAGAGACGAUUUGGUGUCUCCCAUAAAACUCACCCCCCGAAAGUCACUCUCUGUCAGUGUCUCUCUCUGUGUGUGUCCGUGGGGUUCCCCCUCUGCUCGCCAACCCAACGAAGAGGUGGGACGAGGGUUUGCGGCGGUGCACUAAUUCAUUCUUGACCGGCUGGAUUGAUGGUUCCGUGUGGCGGUGACGGCGGUGGUGGCGGUGGUGGCGGCGCGUGCUGACUGACCGAUGAUGGCUGUGGCGUCAUCGCCUGCGAGCGUGCCGGUUGGAAGCGUUCUGCUUUUGCUGCUGCUCUGCGCCCUGUGCGGCUCCCUGGACUCUGGCUACCGCAGUAACGCAGACAUCGAGCGUUACCUGAAGGAGGUGAACGGAAAAUUCCCCAACAUCACCCACGUGUACAGCAUCGGCAGGUCCUCGCAAGGGGUGACUCUGUGGGUCAUUGCGAUCGGAAAACACCCACAAAAACACACCAUCGGUAUUCCGGAGUUCAGAUAUGUGGGCAAUAUCCACGGAAACGAGGUUGUGAGUCGCGAGCUGCUGCUCUUCCUGCUGGACGCGCUGGUGGAGGGAUAUGGCAACGAGGAGGAAGUGACGCGGCUGGUGGACACCGUGCGCAUCCACCUCCUGCCCAGCCUUAACCCCGACGGAUUUGACGCCUCUGUGAAUGGAGACUGCGACAGUGUCACCGGGAGGUUUAACUCCAACGGGAAAGACCUAAACCGAGACUUCCCGGAUCCGCUGAGCCUGCCGAGCUCGGCGCCCCGGCAGCCGGAGACGGAGGCCUCCAUGCAGUGGGCGCUGAGCGAGCCGUUCGUGCUGUCGGGUGGCCUCCACGGCGGCGCCGUCGUCGCGAGCUACCCCUACGACAACCUUCGCCCUGGCAGCGCCAACUCGUACAGCGCAUCCCCGGACGACGACGUGUUUGUGAGGGUGGCGACGGUCUACGCAUCCAACCACGGCUCCAUGUACCUGGGCAACAAGUGUGGAUUUAACUUCCCCAGAGGCAUCACCAACGGUGCCAACUGGUACCCUCUCAGCGGCGGAAUGCAGGACUACAGCUAUGUGUGGGGCCAGUGCCUGGAGGUGACACUGGAGGUGAGCUGCUGUAAGUUCCCUCCUGCGGACAGCCUGCCGGAGCUGUGGCAGGAGAACCGCGCUGCCCUCCUCGCCUACAUCAAGCAAGCACACCUGGGGGUCAAAGGUCGCGUGCUCGACAGUAAUGGCACCGGGGUGGCCAAUGCUCAGGUGCACGUGGUUGGACGCGCCAACAUCCUCCCCUUCAACACGACCGCGGGCGGGGAGUACUAUCGCCUGCUGUUGCCUGGCCAGUACACGCUGCAGGUGACCGCCAACGGGUUCCAGCCGUUCUCGGUGUCGCUGCUGCUGGAGGACGGCACGGAAAGCUACGCGGCUACAACGCGUGACCUCGUGCUGACGCAGUCGAACGCGGUGCCGAUAAUCGUCAAGGAUGGCAAGGCGGCCGCCGCUGGCGCUGGGCCUUGCCACCCCCUCUUCCCCAUCGCUGCCGCUACCGCCGCCGCACUCGCCCCCGUGCUGCUCGCUCGGGGGCACGCGUGACCGUCCUUAUAAGUCUGCACGUGAACGAGCGUGGGCUCGCGUGGGAUAUUUAUUUGCAGUAAAAAUUCAAGGGAGCACACAAGAGGGCAUUGUUUGAAAUGAGCACGUAGGAAAUCCAGUCGUGUAACCCCUUUUCAGGUUCUGAAGGGUCGGGGGGGGGGGGGGUCGUAAUUUCGCGCGUGUACACACCGAUGUCAUGGCGUGGUUCGUUUGGCCCUUGGUGCAAGGAAUUAAAUGAGGCCCUCUGUCCUCCUGACAAGUGUGGUGCUAAUGUUAAUAGGUGCUCACGAGCAGCACUUUCCAUAACUCUUCAAUAGCUAAAUGGUGGGAUUGUUGUCUUUGUUAUAUAUGUUCACACGUUUACUAUACACUUAUAUUUACACCCUUGUACAUGUAUAAAAGUUGCGUGUAUGUGUACUGUAUGUGUUUGUAUCCUGGAUCGGUGUGUAUAUGUGCAUUGAUGGAUGUGUAAUCAUGUGGUCAAGUUUAAAGUGAGUACCACUUGGAAAGAGGUGACUGCACCACUGUGUGGGAGGUCCGCAGUGACUAUCCUCCACGUGGAAUGGUCUCUACCAUGGCAAAGUGGAAUAUCCACCACUGGCUCAAGAUUACCAGUGCUCAUUUGUGACUUGACUUUGAAUAUUCACCUGCGUAACAUAUUAAGUGAGCACAUGAGAUUUUGUCUGGCGCAUGUUGAAGACUGUGAUCGGUACAGUAUUGAGAGCAGUAGUUCAUAGCAUCAUCGCCGUCACCAUGUCAAAGACAUUACCCAUACAUUAGUGAUCUGGUCUCAUUUGUACAGAAUAACUUGACUUGCAGCUCCAUAUCAAGACAACUAUAUACAGAAUCUGCUUGUUGUGAGAUCCUAUGCUAUUGCACCGUACCUAAAAUAAUUUGCGUCAUUGUCGUAGCAUUUAAAAUCCAUAACUAUGUUUUUAUUAACCGCAAACGAAUUAUCGUGGAAUUAUGUGCAUAGCAUUUGUAAUCGGCCACAGUCAAUCCACGGCCAGAUAAAGGACUUCCCAAGCCACUUCCUCUUUUCAAAAUCCUGCGAUGCAACGUUCUCGAACGCCUGUACAUGAACUGGUUUCAACUCUCCAUUUCCUCGUCGACGUACUCUUGGAUGCGUGCCGUUCCUUGGCCUCCACUCCGUUAUUAUUGCAGAGCAUUCAUUAUAAUGCUUGCACCAACACGGAAUAAGCUUUUGUAGAAAUGUUGAACAGUUGAUCGUUAAUAAUUUUGUGCCAGUAAUUUUCAACUCGAUAUACUGUACCGUUAUGAAACACUUCGAUGGCAUAUUUAAAUUCCUGCAAAUACCAAAGAGCGUCUGUUUUAGAGAGGUCACUCUGGCUUUCAUGCAUUAGAUGGUAAAUCUGCAAAGGAUAUACUUGUUUAUAUUUCAGCAUUGUAAAAUGGUCUCACUGAAAUCCAAACAUGUCUGAAACUAAACUUUAUUUUUUAUCAAAAGGCUAGAGAUCGCUGUCCUGGGGAAAAUCUGCCUUCCCACGAUAAAUACAAAGGCUCAACUUUUCACGAAAAAAGAAUAUCCCCAUUCUACAAAGGCAGCAACAAUGAAUUGUGUUGGGUUUUUUUGUGUGCCUGGUACUGCGCUUCAUUACAAACCCAUGCCUAGAAUGCACUGCGUUUUGGAUGCAAUAAACUGAGAAUACAGCAAAGUAUGCAAUCGUGUGCCAAAAAAUACUAGAGCAGGGACAUGGGUUGGGAACUGCUGACCCUUUCCUCCAUAUCCUCUCGUAAUAUAUAUACAGUGGUAAACCAUUUCUGGAAGAUCAAUUCCAUAUAAUUGGUGAUAUGAAAAUGCAAUACAGAUAUUUUGCACAAUUACACUCAUUCAAAUCUUGGCUGUAUUUGUGGAAGCGCGUAUGCACCUUUACAUUAUAUAUACGGAAAACAUAAAUGUUUUGAUUUAAAGCUUUCGUGACUGCAGGGAUUCAUAUUCUUGGUUCUUUCGGUAAAGUCACGUAGAAGCGAUUUUAAAUCUACGUGGCUUUACCAAAAGAACCAAGAAUAUAAAUAUAGUUGUCAUUUCAACUUUUUACCAUUGCCACACCACGCAAAAGGAGACCAUAGACAGGUGGUAAUGGAUGGGGAAGAGAGCGAGAGAGAGAUUGGGGGAAAAAAAAUAUUAAAACGAAUGGAAAAACGUGACCAAACGGUCUGGAAAGAUGAAGAUGGGGAUGAAGAGGCGACUACCUCGGGGCCUCUACGCCGCACGGUGCAGCGUCUGGUUUCACGGGGGCAGGGGGAUAAGGAUUUGGAGUGGCAGUGGCCAACGGAUAAGUCACGUGAUUUACGGGAGGCUCGAUGUGAUUUGUAUACAGUAUAUAUGGAUUACUGCUGUGAAAUGUACAGCAUGCUUGGUAUAAUUUGUACUUUUGCAGAACACAUUAUUUUAAGAUGACACUUGUGAAGUGUGCUCAUUAGAGUUUUUUGCUGUCUUGGCAAAUGGUUUAUUAACACAUUUAAAAGGGGGUUAAUUGAAAACAGGUUUUUUUGCAUAUGGGCUUUCCAGUUUAAUAUUACAAAGCGGCAUUUUAUGAAAUAAUACAGCCUUGGACUGGUGUCAACUGUAUGGUUUCUCAUCGGCAAGCUGUGUCCUCAUGAACCAUUGCCACUUGGUAAGAUGUUACGAGCAGGAGCCCAGUUGGCAAUAUCUGAUGUUGAAGCAGAAGAACAUUUCGAUAGAAGCAUUUGUAAUGCCCAUCAUUUCUGACAAUGAAAUAUUUUUUAAAGGGCCUUUCAAAAAUCCAUUCGUGGAAACAUUCAAUUCGUCAGAUUUGAACCAAGGAACUUCAAUAUCCCUGCUUCCUGAGAAGCCAAGUUCAAAUUUGAGGAUAACUACUUUUUUUUGGCGUAGGCCACUUAAUGAUAUGGCCACAUUUUUGUCAAUAAACCCUGCACGAUAAUAAUUGACUGAAUCAUUACGCGGCCUAAUCCAGAAAUGAAUUAUGAAUCAUAAUAUUUUCUGCGAAAACCUGCACGUCAUGACGGAUAACGUUGAUAAGAACACGCGUACUACUGAAAACCGCAGUUACUCGAUCAAAGAAGACAAUGUGUCGUGUUUUUCUUUUCUGCCGUCACUUCCAUUUACUUGUGAUUGUACAUCACUUAUUUUGCAAUGCUACACGUGUUUACGAGGAGUGUGUAACAUAAUACGAAACAGGAGGAUUUCUCCACAAAUCUGUCUUUCCGUCUGAUGAUUCUAGUUAGCAUUACCGGUGAAACUUCGUACUCGGAUUGUAAAUGUUGUGAAUUUGCUCUCUAACACACCGGUGUGCUGUACUAGUGAUGAAUUGUCACGUUUUGUUUACGUGACAAACCUUACUAAUUGGCUGUGUCGGGUGGCGGCGGGUUUAACGACACAUUUGUACGCGAUCUAACCCAAAAAAAACCUGUAUUGCCAUGUUAAUGUAGUUUUCAUCUGGUGAACACAACUACAACAGGUGCACUAUUGGGGUAUCCUGCAUAACAAUUUGCUCAAGUAGAAAACUAAACUAUAUUGACACUGUGAUGAUUUAAAAUAGUUGUUUUGGUCGAGGGUGGUGUGGGUUUACUGUGGGUGAGCUGUGGGUACGGUACCUGCUUUACCAAACCCGUCCUGUUUAUGUUGCAAUAAAGCGCACCUUGUAUCUGUGCCAGGCACGGUUCAUUACAGAAGAUGGAAAAAAUGAAAAAUAAUUGUUGCCUCUUUUUUGGAAAGGAAUUUGGUGCUUGUGAUCAGAUGGGAUAUGCUCAUGGGUAGUGUUGCGAUUCCAUCGUUGGUCAUGGGAAUUUUAGAAUUUUUUCAUUAAUCUAUCAUUGCGCACAUUUUCGUGUGGAUCUUAUCUGUCACAGAAGGCAGUAUUGAAUCAUAUGAUGUUACCAGUGUGUUUUUAAAUAGUACCAAUAUGCAAACAAAAAACUUUCAAAUCGUUAACAAAGCUAGAUAUGCAACAGGUGUUAAGGCUAAUGACAUUAAAUAAUGAAUCCAUUAAUACGCCAUUUAAUGACUUAAGAUUUUAUUUUCCAAGGAAAAUCCGUUUCUUACACUCGCCAUGCUAAACAUUAUUUCAUGCCAAAGUUCUAAAGAUAGAUUUAAUUUAUUUCAGCACGAAGGGCCCAAUGAUCUGCUGGGGUCUAUUUCAUGGGUGUCCUGUGACGUUACUGAUGUUAUACGGUACAGAUCUUGGUUACUAUCAUACUUGCAUAGAUCACAAUACAAACAGCAAGUAUCGGUACAGAAAUAGGGAACUGAUAUAAAACGUAAAACAAAAAUACAUGUCAAUAAAAUACCUCUAUGUAAAGAUUUAUAUGGCAAUUAUCCAAAUAUGCACCACGUAAUUGUGCAUUUUUGCACGCUAAACAUUUUUUUAAAAUGGUUUCUUGUUGAAUUCAGUGUAGUUAAUACAGGCCGUGAAAGGUUUGCCAUAUAACGGUAUUUCUGGGGUUUAUUAUUUUCGAAGAUAAUUCACAUGCAGUGUGCGUUUGCAUCUCGGGUGUAUUUGUGUGUUUGCUUUUAUACUUGGCAUGUGUUUGACCAAAUUGUCACCAAAGCAGAGCUUUGCACAUUUUUUUUUUACUCUUCAAACAUUUAUAAUUUCGAACUACCUUCCAAUGUUAUGCCAUGUGCUGUAAUUUUGUAAUAAUUCACAAGAUUAUGGAUAUACCAUAUCGAUGAGUUUAUGUAACAGAAAUGUUAUUUUAAUGCAUCUAUCCACCAUGGUUUGUAUCUAUAUAUUCGAACUGAAGCCAUGAAUGUACAUACACGGUGUUGUGAAUUACCCUACUUUGAUACAAACAUCUUAAAUCUCAGGAUAACACCAACCGAAUCUGUGACGUGUCAGUUUGCACGAACCCUUACGCUGUUCACUUUCAUGGUGUUGCCACGUUAUAAACAGGUACAGUAUUUCUAUUUAUUUAUAUGAGCUGUACCUGACACUAUGCCGUUUAUUGUAAAAAAAUAAAACCACCCGCAAAUAAACUGCUACUUGUCUUUGAAUGAA